Apaloderma vittatum (bar-tailed trogon) is the source of this 933-nucleotide messenger RNA. RefSeq names its product guanine nucleotide-binding protein G(k) subunit alpha-like. The annotation marks the transcript as partial. Gene Ontology annotation, biological process: adenylate cyclase-modulating G protein-coupled receptor signaling pathway. The transcript has 7 exons. The record is from RefSeq and is a predicted model, not a curated record. Lineage: Eukaryota; Metazoa; Chordata; Aves; Trogoniformes; Trogonidae. Gene Ontology annotation, molecular function: GTPase activity; G protein-coupled receptor binding; G-protein beta/gamma-subunit complex binding. Gene Ontology annotation, cellular component: heterotrimeric G-protein complex.
GUGCUGGAGAGUCUGGGAAAAGCACCAUCGUGAAGCAGAUGAAGAUUAUUCAUGAGGAUGGCUACUCGGAGGAGGAAUGCAAACAAUAUAAAGUGGUUGUCUACAGCAAUACUAUCCAGUCCAUCAUUGCGAUCAUAAGAGCCAUGGGAAGGCUAAAGAUAGACUUUGGGGAAGUUGCCAGAGCAGACGAUGCCCGCCAGUUGUUCGUGCUGGCUGGGAGCGCGGAGGAAGGCGUGAUGACGGCCGAGCUGGCCGGGGUGAUUAAGCGGUUGUGGAGAGACGCCGGCGUUCAGGCCUGCUUCAGCAGAUCCAGAGAAUAUCAGCUCAACGACUCCGCCUCAUAUUACCUGAACGACUUGGAUAGAAUAUCCCAGCCGACCUAUAUUCCCACUCAGCAGGAUGUUCUGCGGACCAGGGUGAAAACUACGGGCAUCGUGGAAACUCACUUCACUUUCAAGGACCUGUACUUCAAGAUGUUCGAUGUCGGCGGCCAACGGUCGGAGCGGAAGAAGUGGAUCCACUGCUUCGAAGGCGUGACAGCGAUUAUUUUCUGCGUGGCCCUCAGCGAUUAUGACCUCGUCUUGGCUGAGGACGAGGAAAUGCUCAUCUUGGCCGAGGAUGAGGAAAUGAACCGGAUGCACGAGAGCAUGAAACUGUUUGACAGCAUUUGUAACAACAAGUGGUUCACGGACACGUCCAUCAUCCUCUUCUUGAACAAGAAAGACCUGUUUGAGGAAAAGAUCAAGAAAAGCCCCCUAACGAUCUGCUACCCCGAGUACACGGGCUCCAACACGUACGAGGAAGCGGCCGCGUACAUCCAGUGUCAGUUCGAAGACCUGAACCGCAGGAAAGACACCAAGGAGAUCUACACGCACUUCACCUGCGCCACCGACACCAAGAACGUGCAGUUCGUCUUUGAUGCCGUCACCGACG